Molecule: messenger RNA, 1306 nt
Organism: Balearica regulorum gibbericeps (East African grey crowned-crane)
Lineage: Eukaryota; Metazoa; Chordata; Aves; Gruiformes; Gruidae
Source: RefSeq, a predicted model, not a curated record
UGGCAGCCUGCUGUCACCUUCGCUUCUGGCAAUGGGGAAUGGACUCUCGGACCAGACGCCCAUCCUCUCCAGCCUGCCUUCUUUCCAGAGUUUCCACAUUGUCAUCUUGGGACUGGACUCCGCAGGAAAGACGACUGUGCUCUACAGGCUGCAGUUCAAUGAGUUUGUCAACACUGUCCCCACUAAAGGAUUUAAUACGGAGAAAAUCAAAGUGACGCUGGGCAACUCGAAAACGGUCACUUUCCACUUCUGGGAUGUAGGCGGCCAGGAGAAGCUGAGGCCGCUGUGGAAGUCGUACACAAGGUGUACCGAUGGCAUUGUGUUUGUGGUGGACUCUGUCGAUGUUGAGAGAAUGGAGGAGGCCAAAACAGAACUUCAUAAGAUUACUAGGAUAUCUGAAAAUCAAGGAGUGCCUGUCCUUAUCAUUGCUAACAAGCAGGACUUGAGGAACUCUCUCUCCCUUUCUGAAAUUGAGAAAAUGUUAGCAAUGAGCGAGCUGAGUUCUUCGACUCCCUGGCAUUUGCAGCCCACCUGUGCAAUCAUUGGAGAUGGACUCAAAGAGGGACUGGAGAAACUACAUGAUAUGAUAAUUAAGCGAAGGAAAAUGUUGAGGCAGCAGAAAAAGAAGAGAUGAGUUCUAAUUUGACCUUUCUAUUUUAGAGUAGUUACAUGGUCAAAAUUUGACAUAAGAUAGCUUCCAAACCCAGGCCUGCUUGUUUGGAUGCCGUUAAGCUUAGUUACAUUAAACAAUCAGUUGCACAACCUUGCUGUGUGGAAGGCUGUGCAGUUAUGGAACUUUUUUUUUUACACUAGUCUCUUCUGAGUUUGAUGGCUCUGCAUUAUUUCAGAAGCCCUAACAGAUGAUGUAAUACUAUCAGCAAAUGGAUGGGUGGGUGUAUGUGACAUGGAUGUCUAAAUAGCCAAAUAAAAUGAGGGGUUUCUGCUUAGUGUUGUAUUCAUAUGUUUGAGGGUGCCCUCUGCAAGCAAUUUGCAUUGAAGGUGUUCUGUGUUUUUAAACUUCUAAUGCUCGUAAGUGGAGUGUUUAGGUGAACAUUAUACAGCUUUAAAACCAUGUGAAGCUAGUAACCCAUUAUUUCGAGAGGCUGUUUUUUAUCUUGUUUGGGGAUUUAUAUGAAAGCUUGGCUACAUGUGUAGGGUUUUUUUUUAAUUUGGCACUUUUUGAAAUUGAAUCAUGUUCAGUUCAAAUACUUGAAAUUUAAGUGCUGUGGAUUCUUCAACUGACAAAAGAAAGACUUUUUGACAAGUAAAAAAUGUAAACAACACGCUGGAGCAUGGAAAAGUGGUU